GAGCGCAGCGGGAGCCGGCCACUCACCUACCCCAGCCGGCGCGAUGUGGCUCUCCGUGGCACUGCUGCUGGCGCUGCUGCUGCUGGUGCUUAGCAGAGUUUACCAGGGGCUGUUCGCUGGCAGCUCCACGAACCCCUUCAAAGAGGACGUCAAGCGGCCACCCGCACCCCUGGUGACCGACAAGGAGGCCAGGAAGAGGGUUCUUAAACAAGCUUUCUCAGCCAGCCUAGUGCCAGAGAAGCCGGACGUGGUGGUGAUCGGCAGUGGCAUUGGGGGCCUGGCUGCAGCUGCUAUUCUGGCCAAAGUUGGCAAGCGGGUCCUGGUGCUGGAACAGCAUACCAAGGCUGGGGGCUGUUGUCAUACCUUUGGGAAGAACGGCCUUGAAUUUGACACAGGAAUCCAUUAUAUUGGGCGCGUGAAUGAGGGCAGCAUUGGCCGCCUUAUCUUGGACCAGAUCACUGAGGGUCAGCUGGACUGGGCUACUCUGUCCUCUCCAUUUGACAUUGUGGUACUAGAAGGGCCCAAUGGCCGAAAGGAGUUCCCCAUGUACAGUGGGAAGGAAGCCUACAUUCGGGGCCUCAAGGAGAAGUUUCCCCAGGAAGAGGUUGUCAUCGACAAGUAUAUGAAGCUGGUGAAGGUGGUAGCCAGUGGAGCUACACAUGCCAUCUUGCUGAAGUACUUUCCAUUGCUCGUGGCUCAGCUCCUCAACAAGUGUGGACUGCUGACUCGAUUCUCUCCAUUCCUCCGCGCAUCCACCCAGAGCCUGGCUGAGGUCCUGCAGCAGCUGGGGGCCUCCCCUGAGCUGCAGGCGGUGCUCAGCUACAUCUUCCCCACAUACGGAGUGACCCCCAGUCAUAGCACCUUUUCCAUGCACGCUCUGCUGGUUAACCACUACAUGAAAGGGGCCUUUUAUCCUCGUGGAGGUUCCAGUGAAAUUGCCUUCCACACCAUCCCUGUGAUCCAGCGGGCUGGAGGUGCUGUCCUUACGAGAGCCGCUGUGCAGAGUGUGUUGCUGGACUCAGCCGGCAGAGCCUGUGGUGUCAGUGUGAAGAAGGGCCAAGAGCUGGUGAACAUAUACUGCCCCAUCGUCAUCUCCAGCGCAGGCCUGUUCAACACUUAUGAGCGCUUACUGCCCGAGUGUGCUCGCUGCCUACCAGGUGUGAAGCAACAGCUGGGGAUGGUGCGGCCCAGCUCAGCCAUGUUCUCUGUCUUCAUCUGCCUGCGAGGCACCAAGGAUGACUUGGGUCUGCCGUCCACCAACUACUUCGUUUAUUAUGACACAGACGUGGACAAGGCGAUGGCGCGCUACCUCUCUAUGCCCCGGGAAAAGGCUGCAGAACACAUCCCGCUUGUCUUCGUUUCCUCCCCGUCAGCCAAGGACCCAGCCUGGGAGGACAGAUUCCCAGGUCGGUCCUCGCUGAUCGCACUCAUCCCCACUGCCUACGAGUGGUUCAAGGAGUGGCAGGAGGAGCCGCAGGGGAAGCGAGGCAGUGACUACGAGGCCUUCAAGAACUCCUUUGUGGAAGCUGUGGUUGCAGAAGUCAGGAAACUGUUCCCACAGCUGGAGGGGAAGGUGGAGAGUGUGACUGGAGGAACCCCACUGACCAACCAGUUCUACCUGGCUGCUCCCCAGGGUGCCUGCUAUGGGGCUGACCAUGACCUGAGCCGCCUGCAUCCUCUGGUGAUGGCCUCUGUGAGGGCCCAGAGCCCCAUCCCCAACCUCUACCUCACAGGUCAGGACGUCUUCACCUGUGGGUUGAUGGGGGCCCUGCAAGGGGCCCUGUUGUGCAGCAGCGCCAUCCUGGAGCGGAACCUGUACUUAGACCUGAAGAAUCUUGGCUCUAGGGUCCGGGCACAGAAGAAGAAGGAUUAGUUUGUUCAGGAUGAGCCAGAGGAUUUUGGCCACCAGCUGGGGUACCUCCCUGGAUUACCCAUAAUGUCUUUCUGCAUCAGUUCCUUGCAUAUGUAGAGCACUCUAGCUUGUUUCUGGUUUCUGAAGAGGCCUAGUACAAAUCAGUCUGACACAGAGGCCCUUCAGCUGGGGCAAGUGCUCUUGUAUCCCUGUGUAACACUUCCUGGCGUAGUGGUUAGGGUGCUGGACUCCCAUGUGGUCGCCAUGGUUUGAAUUCCAGACCCAGUGGCUUGAAACGCUGGGCACAUGUAU
Messenger RNA from Tupaia belangeri chinensis (Chinese tree shrew), 2164 nucleotides. RefSeq names its product retinol saturase (gene RETSAT). Gene Ontology annotation, cellular component: endoplasmic reticulum membrane. Lineage: Eukaryota; Metazoa; Chordata; Mammalia; Scandentia; Tupaiidae. The coding region runs from base 44 to 1873 and encodes 609 amino acids. The transcript is spliced from 11 exons. Gene Ontology annotation, molecular function: all-trans-retinol 13,14-reductase activity. Gene Ontology annotation, biological process: retinol metabolic process. The record is from RefSeq and is a predicted model, not a curated record.